This is a messenger RNA of Acaulospora morrowiae, 325 nucleotides long. The record is from the annotation of a GenBank genome assembly. NCBI's taxonomy places the organism in Eukaryota, Fungi, Glomeromycota, Glomeromycetes, Diversisporales, Acaulosporaceae.
AUCCUACCACAAUCAAGGUAGCAAAUCCACAAAAAUUUAAGGUGUGCGGGAUGGUGUUAAACAACCCAAUUCCACUUUAUGACUAUCGGCCCUCGGUGACCGGGUACUUGCUGGAAAUGGACACUGCUGAAACGGUAUCUAGUGCAGUUCAGGUUGAUCUGCUUCAUCAUCCCGAAGAAAGCAAUAAGCACACUUCUGUCAUGUGGGAAAUAUUAAAACAAUUUCACACACUUACGUUUAUGGAGGUGACACCGACUCGCGCAUGUCUUCCAUUUCACGUUUUGUCGGUAGAACGUCUGGCACGAGCAUUUGUGGGCGCACCAAC